CACGCACGAAUAUAUCCAACCAAAUCCACCCCUCUCCCUCUCCACGCGCCGCUGGGCCCUCGGCCGCGCGACACGACGCCCCCCCUCCCUCCCCUUGCCACCAUUCCGAGGCCCAUGUGCUCUGCUCACUGCUCCCGUCCGUCACAUGCUCGCCGGUCCUCACUGCUCCUAGCCUAGCAGCGGCAGCCACACAGCAGGCGGUCGCGGUGAGUGAGUGAGGCGCGGGACGGAGAUGAAGGAGGCGGCUGGCGGCGGCGGGGACGGGGCCGGGGGGUUCGUGCGGGCGGACCAGAUCGACCUCAAGAGCCUCGACGAGCAGCUCGACCGUCAUCUGGCCCGCGCAUGGACCCUGGACAAGCCCAAGCGCGGCGCCGGCGACGGCCAGGAGCGGCGGCAGCAGCCGCGGGAGGACUGGGAGGCCGACCCCGCCAGGCUCGUCGUCCGGGGCGUCAUCGCGCGCGGCACCUUCGGCACCGUCCACCGCGGCGUCUACGACGGCCUCGACGUCGCAGUGAAACUGCUUGAUUGGGGAGAGGAUGGUCACAGGUCAGAGCAAGAAAUAACAGCAAUAAGAGCAGCCUUUUCACAAGAAGUCUCCGUCUGGCAUAAGCUUGAUCAUCCAAAUGUAACUAAGUUUAUAGGGGCUAUAAUGGGUGCUGGGGAUCUGAAUAUUCAGACAGAAGAUGGAAACAUUGGCAUGCCAAGUAAUGUGUGCUGUGUCAUUGUGGAGUACCUUGCUGGAGGUGCACUGAAAACAUUUCUGAUAAAGAACAGGAGAAGGAAGUUGGCUUUUAAAGUUGUGGUCCAGAUAGCUCUUGACCUUGCCAGGGGAUUAAGCUAUCUUCACUCGAAGAAAAUUGUGCACCGUGAUGUGAAGACUGAAAACAUGCUUCUUGACAAAACAAGGACUGUAAAAAUCGCAGAUUUUGGUGUUGCUCGCCAUGAGGCUGCAAACCCCAGUGAUAUGACAGGCGAAACAGGCACCCUUGGCUACAUGGCGCCUGAGGUUCUCAACGGCAACGCUUACAACAGGAAAUGUGACGUCUACAGCUAUGGGAUCUGCUUAUGGGAGGUCUACUGCUGCGACAUGCCGUACGCGGACCUGAGCUUCUCGGAGGUCACGUCCGCUGUUGUUCGUCAGAACCUGAGGCCGGAGAUCCCGCGGUGCUGCCCGAGCGCCUUUGCGAACGUGAUGAAGCGGUGCUGGGACGCGAACCCCGACAAGCGGCCGGAGAUGGCGGAGGUGGUGACGAUGCUGGAGGCGAUCGACACGUCCAAGGGCGGGGGCAUGAUCCCCGUGGACCAGGCGAGGGGCAUCGGGUGCCUCUCCUGCCUAAGGCCGCGCAGGGGCCCCUGACGGAUGGAUCACACGGCGAGGUUGAGGUAGUGCCUCUCUGCAAUGUUCAGACUGAGCGCUGGAUCUCGCGUUAGUUAAUUGCGUUUGCUUUAGUUUUAAGGCACGCAAGCCGGUUGAUGAAGCUUAGCUAGUGUGCCUGUGACCCUUGGUUUGGCAAGCAGCCCAUCUGAUGUAAAUUCCUGUGUCUACUACCCCUUGCUGUUUAUCUAAGAAAGAACCGGCUCGCUCGUUUAUCUAUCAGUCUAUGCUUUUCUGUGCUGAAA
This is a messenger RNA of Aegilops tauschii subsp. strangulata, 1620 nucleotides long. RefSeq names its product serine/threonine-protein kinase 52. Gene Ontology annotation, cellular component: plasma membrane. Gene Ontology annotation, molecular function: protein serine/threonine kinase activity; ATP binding. Lineage: Eukaryota; Viridiplantae; Streptophyta; Magnoliopsida; Poales; Poaceae. The record is from RefSeq and is a predicted model, not a curated record. Gene Ontology annotation, biological process: protein phosphorylation.